This is a messenger RNA of Ostreobium quekettii, 1008 nucleotides long. Lineage: Eukaryota; Viridiplantae; Chlorophyta; Ulvophyceae; Bryopsidales; Ostreobiaceae. The record is from the annotation of a GenBank genome assembly.
AUGCCUCUCGCGGCCUCCGCCCUCCAGCCCUGUCUCUGCGACGCCGCGGCUCCUAUUCCCGCCUGCUGGUUCUCCAACCGCCGCCCACACACCUCAUUAGAUAGGCGCGAUGCUCGAGCGGGCCCGCUCGGUUGUGGACGACCCAUGGUCGGCUUGGUUGGGAUAGACGGGCUGGAUGUGCCGUUGCUUGGCGUCAAGGGGGGCAGGCGGGGAUUCCCGGUGUGCUGCUGCGCGCCGGGGGAAACAGAGGCCGGCCUGGUGAUGAUGCCCAUAUUUCCUCUGGACAUGGUGGCGCUGCCGGCGUCCACGGUGCCCCUGCAGAUUUUUGAGGCCAGGUAUCGGGUGCUGUUUAGCACGCUUCUCGGCAGUGGCGAAGGGGUCGACGAACAUCUCAUCCAGAAGGAGAGCCCAUUCCUGGGUUCCAGGAAAUUUGGGAUGUCUUUCACUAGCCAAGGAGGAAUUGCCAAAGUUGGGACAAUCCUUGAGAUUCAACAACAUGUGCCCCUGGAGGAUGGGCGCAUGCUGGUCACAUCAAGUGGGGUGCAGCGAUUCCAGAUUGUUAAUGUAGUACAGGAACGACCAGUGCUUGUGUGUGAAGUGAAGAUGCUUGAAGACACACCUGGUGAAGAUGAGAAGUUGGUCCUGGACCUUGCCGAUGAGGUUAGGGAACUGUUCCGCAGUGCCUUACAACUGCACCACAAACUAAAGGGUACGCAGUCAAAGACAAAGGUCAAAAAGGAGCAGCUGGAACCAGAGGAGCUGUCUGAGCUGCCGGCAUGCGACCUCUCCUUUUGGAUUGCAUCCAUGUUCCAGGACAGCCGUCAGGAGCAGCAGAACCUGCUGGAGGAGUCGAGUGUAUUGGGACGGUUAACGAUGGAGAAGGACAAGACCCAGAGGCGUCUGGACCGGAUUAGUGGUACUCCCGCCAGGGUUGCCGCCACUUCGUCACGCAGCGCAGCGAGGGAGUUGGGAUGGCGAAAAUGCCCCGUGGCAGUUGUGCUGUGUUGA